Molecule: messenger RNA, 1224 nt
Organism: Cladophialophora bantiana CBS 173.52
Lineage: Eukaryota; Fungi; Ascomycota; Eurotiomycetes; Chaetothyriales; Herpotrichiellaceae
Exons: 5
Coding region: 1-1224 (407 amino acids)
Source: RefSeq, a predicted model, not a curated record
AUGGGGCCUCGAAGACAAUUUCACCCCCAUACGCGUACAGAAUGGGAGGAGAUCCGCCCGACUUUCACAGACCUCUAUCAAAAUCAAAGGAAGAAGUUUCCCGAGGUCGUGGAGAUUGUCGGACAGCAAGGGUUCCAUGCUAGAGAAUGCCACUACAAGACGUAUAUCAAAAAAUGGAGGCUCGACAAGAAGAACCAGCAAUCAGACAUGAUCUUUGCCUUCCAAAAACUACGGGAAAGACAGGGAAUGGACACCACUUUCCUGAUCCGGGGACAGCUUCGCUCCCGCGAGAAUGUCGAACAUUACUGGAAGCGUACACGCCUCAAUCCAGCAUGCUUUUCGCCGGUCCCACAUACUCCUGACGGUGUGGAAUAUCGCACUCCAAGCCCAUCUGUCGGAGGAAACUCUGAUGAAGCUGGACCUAAGGAUACGAGACAGGGUGCUGAUCGCUCACCUUUCGCCGGAGGCGACCACGUCGUGCUUUUCCAUUCUCCCGAGCCGUUGCGGACCCAAGACCAGGCCUUGCACUAUGCUAAGGUGCUUUUCCAAACCCAUGGCGAGCGUGCAGAUCCUAAUCUGGACGUUGUCUAUUCGGAUGAGGUCGCCGGGUUUCUCGAUAAGCUCAUUGCAAGAGCCUAUAGUGCUUUGGUGGCCAUAGAUCAAAACAAGUCCCUGAUCAGUAUACAAGGUCGUUUGCUCGAUACGCUCGAAUUGAUUCCAGAAAUGUUGCGUCCAAGGUACACGGUCUCCGGCAUCGACGAUGAAAAAAGGAUGGUGAGCCGUAACAUUGUGGAGAAAACAGGCAAUGUGUAUGGUGAUGGUCACCUGGUAUCGUUGCUUCUGAGGGCUCUGAUUCGAUCUUUUGAUAAUGUUUUCACAAUAUCGGAGAUGAUCAUGUUGUCUGGGAAAGACAUAAUGGCACCGGGUCUCAGGCAAGACUAUGCUGGAAUGGAAGAGGUGCUCAGAUGUCUCUGGGAUGUUUCUGUGUUGUUUGGCAGUUUGAGUACAGCCCUGAAACAAGCUAACAAGCUCUACAGGAUGUGUUUUUCCAGACGCAGAAAGUACAUGACUGAAAGCAGUCUCACCUCUCUUCUGGUACGCCAUUCUCGGCUGGCAGCGACUCAUUUAACAUUUGGAAACUACGCGGAAAGCGACUUCUGGAUCGAAGAGGGACUCCGAACCUGCUGCCAGGCUCAGAGUCCAGAAACUUGGGCCGAUGCUUGA